AUGCCGGACCUGUCGGGGUUCCGCCGGCUCUCGGGUGAGCUGUGCGCGGAGUUGCCGUCGUUGCCCGGGGCGGGGCCGUCCCUGCGGGGGCGUUGGGCGGUGAUCCUGGGGGGUGGGCGCAAGUACAUGUUCCCCAAGAACACCAGCGACGUGGAGUACCCGCAGGAGGAGCGGCACCGCGGCACCCGCCUGGACGGCAAGGACUUGGUGCAGGCGUGGCACGACGCUAAGCCUGCGGGGAAGGUUGCCAAGUACGUGUGGCACCGGAGGGAGCUGCUGGCGCUGAACCUCAGCCGCGUUGACUUCCUCCUGGGUCUCUUUGAGCCGGGGGAUAUGGUGUACGAGCUGGACAGGAACAACGAGACUGACCCGUCGCUCAGCGAGAUGGUGGCCGUGGCCAUAAGGAUGCUGCAGAAAAACCCGCGGGGCUUCUUCCUGCUGGUGGAAGGUGGGGGGGCUGGGGGCGCAUCGGGGCUGCGGAGAGGGAUGAGGAAGCGAUGGGGUGUAAAAGGAGGGUGGGAAGGGGGCAGGAGACAGGAGGUGCAUCGCAAAAGCGGGAUGCAGAGCGGGAGGUAAA
Molecule: messenger RNA, 577 nt
Organism: Meleagris gallopavo (turkey)
Lineage: Eukaryota; Metazoa; Chordata; Aves; Galliformes; Phasianidae
Source: RefSeq, a predicted model, not a curated record